AUGGGUAAGGAUAGCGAUAGUGUAGCAAGGAGGACAUGCGGCUUGGAAGCGUACCCUGUCAAGCAGGCUGCUUAUCUCUCAACGACCAGCAUUUUUAUACGUCGAGGUAACUUCGCUUACGACCCGAUGAAGGGUUUCCUGGAGUCCCCAGGUCCUCAGGGGAGGCCAUCAAUGGUCAUCAAGGGUUUGCAGAACUCAUGGAUAUACAGACAGCAACACAUAUAUAUCAUAUAUCUACGUCCAGAUAAUAUCUACAACAUAAAGAAGGAAGAAGACGGGAAAAAAAGCAAAGGCUUAAAAAAAGAAAGAAAGAAGUGGAAAAAGGAUGACAUGCAAAUGCUUAAUAUUAUGCUUCCAGCCGGAGACUGCAUCCUGUCUUCCCCGAGCAAAUUACGCGAGCCAAUCCACAUCUGCGCGGACGAACUGGCUUAA
This is a messenger RNA of Nannizzia gypsea CBS 118893, 432 nucleotides long. RefSeq lists its product as hypothetical. The record is from RefSeq and is a predicted model, not a curated record. The coding region runs from base 1 to 432 and encodes 143 amino acids. The transcript is spliced from 2 exons. Lineage: Eukaryota; Fungi; Ascomycota; Eurotiomycetes; Onygenales; Arthrodermataceae.